Molecule: messenger RNA, 2265 nt
Organism: Dendroctonus ponderosae (mountain pine beetle)
Lineage: Eukaryota; Metazoa; Arthropoda; Insecta; Coleoptera; Curculionidae
Product: protein hunchback
Exons: 2
Coding region: 169-1620 (483 amino acids)
Source: RefSeq, a predicted model, not a curated record
GCGACCGGGCAAAAUUUUUGCCAUUAUAUCAAUUCUCAUCGAGCAGUGCGGUUGGAGAAGGCGAAAAUCCGCUUAUCAUUCCAUGUUACACUCGGGUCGGUUAGUGAAUUAAAGUGCAUUGCAAACGUCUACUGUUUGCUCCUAGUGCUACAGACUACUACAGUGAGAAUGCAUUCAUUCAGUGGAAAAAUUGUUAAAAACGUGGAUGUUGGAAGGUUCACACCCUACAACCUGCCAAUGAAAGGCGAGCGAUCGGACGAUCAGCGAACUGACUCUGGAGUUACUUCUGGAAGUAGCGAAUGCCCGUCUCCAUCGAGCAAUCGUAGUUCCUCCCCAACCUACCAGUUCCAGAAGAGCCGCGAGUACUCUAACUGGUUGCCCCCUUAUCCCACACAAGAGAACGUGCAAAGCCCGGAUUCCACACGAGAGAAUGAGCAAAGCCCUUAUUCCACAUCAGAAGAUAGAACGAGCCCCUCUUAUUCCACAGCAAUGAGUUCAACAGUUCCGACCAACACCAAUGGCAUCGACAGCAUCAAGCAGCCGCAGCUGAAUUCACAUGGGAAACUGAAGAGCUACUGUUGUAAGAGGUGCGGCGUAAAAUCGUACACGAAAGAGGACCAUUGGACCCAUAUCAGGAUUCACAUAGAUAAAAAUAAGUUACUGUUGUGCGAAACAUGCCCAUUUGCCACCCAUCUAAAACACCACUUCGAAUUCCACGUCUUAUCAUACCAUUCUGGAUCGAAACCUUUUAAGUGCAAACUUUGCGACUAUGCGUGCGUUAACAAAUCAAUGUUGAAUUCCCACUUGAAAUCGCAUUCGAACAACUAUCCGUAUCGAUGUGGAGACUGCCCGUAUGCCACCAAAUACCUCCAUACGCUUAAAAUGCACCUGCAGAAAACCAAACACACUCAGGGAGUAGUUCUUAAUGCUGAUGGGACUCCCAAUCCGUAUCCGAUUGAUGUUUAUGGGACGCGACGAGGGCCCAAACAGAAGAAAACGAACGCCAAGCUCCCCAUUCAGACCCCCAAGACGCAACAUGCAGUGCUUACCAACUUGGCGUUGCAUUCGCAAGUUAUGCCUCAGUUCGGUGCUCUUUUAGGACAGGGUCCGCUGGGCCCAACUUUUUCGCCACAAGAGUUCUACCAUACCCAGGAGAUGCUGAUGGCGCAGAAUAUCAUGCUAAAACUGUUCAACCAACACGUYGCKCAAAAUGCGCAAGCAGAUUUCCAACAACCAAAUAGCAACAAGUAUGAUGAUGGUGAAAUGGGACCUGAYGGAGUACUGGAUCUGAGCAGUAGCAGAUCUUCAAAGUCCUCACAAGGUGACGAUGAUGAUGAGGAGAUGUCGAUGGCCUUUUCCAAUGUUGAAGUAGUGGACACCAGUGUGAGCGAAGUGAAAACGGAGAGCGAAGUGAUGCCAGAGUUGAUGCCAGAAUUGAAAGAGCUGGUGUUCACUUGCCAUCAUUGCAACAUUGACUUCAAAGGAAAACCGGGGGAGUUCAUAUAUAGAAUCCAUAUGGGCCACCAUGGCUUCAACAAUCCCUUCACAUGUAAUAUGUGUGGCGAAAACUGCGAGAACGUGGUGGGCUUUAGCAUGCACAUUAGCAAAGCCGCCCACUAGUUAAGACGGGCAAAUUUUUUCAGGAAACUAGUCAUAUAUAAGGUGCAAUCGAAAAGUUUGGGAAUUUAGAGUAAGGUUGUAAAAUUUCGUGAAACAAUCUUUGGUGUGUGUGUGUGUGUACAUUACAAAGAUUUGUUUCAUUUGACUCCCACUUUUCUUACUUGAUAAUGUCGUUGCUUUAACUGUGUCACAAGCAGGCGCAGCAUACAAAACGAGCAAAAAAACCACCCAAAAGAGUGAACUUUAAAAGGACGAAGAGAACGCGUGCUUGCUUGUAACACCCACUGGAACCUGUUCUAGUUUCGCGCAAUUUCAUCAGGUUGCACCCCUUAAACAUUCAUCUAAACAAAGACUUUUUCAAUUGUUUGAUCUCUGAUAUCCUCGCAUGUUACAGCUGCACAAAUGUAUUUAAAUCCUAAGAUAAGUUCAUUCCAAAGCUAGUUUUGUUAGUUAGGUUUUAUAAUUAGGAAAUUGUGUACAUAUUUUUGCUAUAAGACUGAUCAUCCCUUUUAGAGACUUAAAUGGCGCUUAAAGAGUAAAAAAUCAAAGUAUGUAAAAUAUGUAAUUUAGCAAUGUACAGUUUUUCAUAGAGAAUUUUCAGAUGUUAUGUAAACAAGUUUUAUAAAUCGAAUUUGAUUGAUAUAA